AUGUUCAGGACAGCGAGCGCUGUGAUGAAGCUCCCCGGACAAUAUGAGUAUGAAUAUAGUAUGGUUGUUUGGAAGCUUGGAUCAAGCCGCAUCAACAUGUUUGAGAAAAGUCUUUACGACCUCAUCCGGGGGUUACGGAAUCACAAGGGGAAUGAGAAAGAGUAUAUCCAGAAUAGCCUAAAAGAAUGCCGGGCAGAAAUCAAAGGGCAGGAUAUGGACCUCAAGGCCACUGCUCUUUUGAAACUCAUAUACCUCGAAAUGUUUGGCCAUGAUAUGUCAUGGGCGUCUUUUCACGUCCUCGAGGUUAUGUCUUCCGCGAAGUAUCUACAAAAACGAGUGGGAUAUCUAGGGGCGGUGCAGAGCUUCAGGCCAGAUACAGAAGUUUUGAUGCUGGCAACAAAUUUACUGAAGAAGGACUUAACCUCGACCUCUGCGAAUACCAUGUCCCUCCCGAUUAUAACGCUCCCGCAUAUAAUAACCCCCUCUCUAGCUCUUUCAGUGCUCUCGGACCUCCUCCCACGAUUAACUCACUCGCAUCCAACGAUACGAAAGAAGACUAUUGUGACACUGUACCGCCUCGCGCUAGUCUACCCGGAAACCCUACGGCCAGCAUGGCCUAAAAUAAAAGAACGGCUGAUGGAUGAGGGUGAAGACCCAAGUGUGACAAGUGCAAUUGUAAAUGUGGUCUGUGAGUUGGGAUGGCGGAGGCCUCAUGAUUUCCUGCCUCUUGCGCCAAGGCUGUUUGAGUUGCUAGUAGAUAGCGGCAAUAAUUGGAUGGCUAUAAAGUUGAUCAAACUUUUUGCUACUCUGACUCCGCUUGAACCACGGCUAGUCAAGAAGUUAUUACCCCCUUUGACCACCAUCAUCCGAACGACUCCUGCCAUGUCGCUCUUGUAUGAAUGUAUAAAUGGCAUCAUACAAGGUGGCAUUUUGGGAAGUAGUGAUGAAUCUGCAGGAGGUGAGGAAAUAGCGACGCUAUGCGUAAGCAAACUUCGGGGAAUGAUUAUGGUUGAAGGAGACCCCAAUUUGAAAUACGUUGCUCUAUUGGCGUUUAACAAAAUCGUUGUAACCCAUCCAUUCCUUGUUGCCCAGCAAGAGGAUGUUAUCAUGGACUGUAUAGACAGUCCUGAUAUUUCCAUUCGGUUGCGAGCUUUGGAUCUAGUGGUCGGCAUGGUUAGUAACGAUAACCUCAUGUCGAUUGUUGGGAGAUUGAUGAGACAACUACGGAAUUCGCGUUCGCCUACAUCAGAGGAAGUCAACAAACGAGUCUCCACUGGAAUGGUUCAACCUGCAGCAGACUCAGAUGAUGAAGACCCGGAAAUUGCUAUUAAGAAUGACAAAAGGGUGUCCCAAGAAACCCUUCUUCCGGAUGAGUACAAGAUCGAUGUUAUCAAUAGAAUACUGGAAAUGUGUUCUAGCAACAAUUACGGCCACUUAGUAGAUUUCGACUGGUACAUCGAUAUUUUAAUUCAACUGGUUCGAAACUCUCCAGUCUCACGGUCAUACUUGUCUCAUGGCGUGGACUCAAGACGGGGUGAUUCGUCUAGUACUGAUGUUUCGGGGAAAGUUGGCAAUGAGCUGCGAAAUGUCGCUGUGAAAGUCAAAGCUGUACGGCUACAAGCUGCAAGAGCCGCCGAGUCGAUACUAAUCUCGACCUUUGACGACAAUUCUGCAUCACUGAAUCCAGCGAAUGGAGCCUUAAGACCCAUAGCCUGGAUGGUGGGGGAGUAUGCGUCUUCAUUGGAGUCUCCGGACGCCGCCUUGGGCGCGCUUUUAAAUAUAGCAAAGGGCUCGGUUCCUGCCGAAGGGCUUGUGAUAUAUCUACAGGCUUUGCCGAAGGUUUUCUCUUUCCUAACCUGCGAUGAUUCUGUGGCGUGGACACCAGAACGGAAGACUAUGAUAUCACUCCUCAUGGCCCGGGUUAUCCAUACGCUUGAGCCACUUGCGAUGCAUCCUGAUCUUGAAGUUCAAGAGAGAGCAGUUGAGUUUGCCGAACUCUUAAGAUUAGCCGCUGAAGCAUCGGCCGGCCAAGCUGCAUCGACAGACGACAUACAACAAGAUUCGCCUUUACUCUUGACACAAGCAAUCCCAUCAUUGUUUACAGGGGUGGAGUUAAACUCCGUGGCUGUAGGAGCACAGAAGAACGUGCCAAUACCCAAUGGGUUAGACUUGGAUCAACCAAUCAAUCUGAAUCUAAAUAAUUUAUUGAGGGCUGUGGAAUCGGCAUCAUUCGAUGAGCCAGACCAGGAUGAGUUCGAGAGCUACUAUCAUCAAGCUCCACUUCCAGUACCGAGUGUGAAUGAACCCGCCAUCAACCGCCUUGGCACUCCAGAGGAAGUCGUGCACUCAUCCCGACAUCGUUGCUCGGCGCGCGCCGAACGACUUGAGAGGAACAAAGACGAUCCAUUUUACAUUGCACCUACCGAGAGCUCUGGUAGAUCGACGCCACUACAUAACAUCCUUCAAAGCAACAAUGGGCCCGAUCUAGAUCUAGAUGCGAUCCCGAUAAUGCAACUAGACCUUGAGAAGACAAAAUUGAGCACAUCCCCACCAAAGAAAUCGAAAGUUUCAAAAGUCCGCCACAGAAUCCAAGUCGCCGCGGAUGAAACACUAGGGACCAGCGGGAUCUCAACACCACAGAAUGAUGAUUCAGAAGCAAGUCUCGAAGGAGCUUCUCAGCGACCCAAACCAAAAGGGAAGCAUUCUUUGCUCCAGGUCGAUUCAAGUCACAUUGGCGCAUUCUCUCUUGAAGGUGAUGGGUCUAGUAAUGGGCGGGACGACUUUGAGGCCCAACAGCGAGAAGAAGCCGAGAUGGCAAAAGCGAUGAAAGAAGUUGAGCGUUUACGAUUGGAGAUGCAAAGGGCUAACGAGCGAAUACAAGCUGCUCAGGGAGUGUCUCUCGAGGGUACUGUCGUCAAGAAAAAGACGAAGAAAAAGCCAAAGGCUGUUGAUGCCGAUGGUGCAGUGCUAAUAGUGAAGAAAAAGAAAGCUAAGAAGGCCGUUACAGAUGAAGGCGAGGGAGAGACUUCUUCCAUGGCGGCAGAAGUCGUAAAGCCUAAGAAGAAGAAAAAGAAGCCCAAGGUUGAGGAAGAACACGCUGUACAAGAAGGUUCAUGA
Molecule: messenger RNA, 3117 nt
Organism: Lachnellula hyalina
Lineage: Eukaryota; Fungi; Ascomycota; Leotiomycetes; Helotiales; Lachnaceae
Gene: Ap3d1
Product: AP-3 complex subunit delta-1
Exons: 8
Coding region: 1-3117 (1038 amino acids)
Biological process (GO): Golgi to vacuole transport; protein targeting to vacuole
Cellular component (GO): membrane coat; AP-3 adaptor complex; endosome membrane
Source: RefSeq, a predicted model, not a curated record